AUUUACACCCAGAUUAAGUCUACAAACAGUCCCUUGACAAACCUCUUUAUUAAUCCCAUCAUCCCCCAAACCUCCCUCCUGACAUAACUCUGUCUCUCCUCCAACUUCUCCCCCUCAACUUUUCUACCCUUCCCUGCCCAGCCUGCCCCACGAUUCAUAGUCAACUUCAUCUCUUCCCCGUGGACUGUCUCCCACCAUGUUUCCCUGAGCCUCCAAGGAGGGGGCUCAGGGGGCCCCAUGGCCUCCCAGCCCCUGUGGGCCCAUAGCCCCUGUGGGCCAGGGGAAGUGCCUCGAAAGCCCCAGUGCCGACGAUGGGCAACCGCACGUGGGAGGGCUGCCAUGUGGACUCACGCGUGGACCACCUCUUCCCACCAUCCCUCUAUAUCUUUGUCAUCGGCAUGGGGCUGCCAACCAACUGUCUGGCCCUGUGGGCAGCCUACCGCCAGGUGCGGCAGCACAAUGAGCUGGGUGUCUACCUGAUGAACCUCAGCAUCGCUGAUCUGAUCUACAUCUGCACGCUGCCACUGUGGGUUGACUACUUUCUGCACCACGACAACUGGAUCCACGGCCCUGGCUCCUGCAAGCUCUUCGGGUUCAUCUUCUAUACCAACAUCUACAUCAGCAUUGCCUUCCUGUGCUGCAUCUCUGUGGACCGCUACCUGGCUGUGGCCCACCCACUGCGGUUUGCCCGCUUGCGUCGUGUCAAGACAGCCGUGGCUGUGAGCUCCGUGGUCUGGGCCACAGAGCUGGGUGCCAACUCAGCACCCCUGUUCCAUGACGAGCUCUUCCGAGACCGCUACAACCACACCUUCUGCUUUGAGAAGUUCCCCAUGGAAGGUUGGGUGGCCUGGAUGAACCUCUACCGGGUCUUUGUGGGCUUCCUCUUCCCAUGGGCUCUCAUGCUGCUGUCAUACCGAGGCAUCCUGCGGGCUGUGAGGGGCAGCGUGUCCACUGAGCGCCAGGAGAAAGCCAAGAUCAAGCGGCUGGCCCUCAGCCUCAUCGCCAUUGUGCUGGUCUGCUUCGCACCCUACCACGUGCUCCUGCUCUCGCGCAGUGCCGUCUACCUGGGCCGCCCCUGGGACUGUGGCUUUGAGGAGCGUGUCUUCUCAGCAUACCACAGCUCGCUGGCCUUCACCAGCCUCAACUGUGUGGCUGACCCCAUCCUCUACUGCCUUGUCAAUGAGGGUGCCCGCAGCGACGUGGCCAAGGCCCUGCACAACCUGCUCCGCUUCCUGGCCAGUGACAAGCCCCACGAGAUGGCUAAUGCCUCACUCACCCUGGAGACCCCACUCACCUCCAAGAGGAACAGCAUGACCAAGGCCAUGGUGGCUGGCUGGGUGGCAGCUCCGCCCUCCCAUGGGGACCAGGUGCAGUUGAAGAUGCUGCCUCCAGCACAGUAAACCCAACUGGUGCGGAGCCCCCCAUCCUCAAAGCUCAUCCCACAGUCCUUUCUCUCCUGGUCUGGUGUAUGCAAAUAAGUCUGUGUUAAUAGUUAUAAGAAUACAAGAAAACAGAAAAAGAGUGAG
Messenger RNA from Galeopterus variegatus (Sunda flying lemur), 1526 nucleotides. RefSeq names its product G protein-coupled receptor 4 (gene GPR4). Gene Ontology annotation, molecular function: G protein-coupled receptor activity. The transcript has a single exon. Bases 312 to 1400 code for a protein of 362 amino acids. Gene Ontology annotation, cellular component: membrane. The record is from RefSeq and is a predicted model, not a curated record. Gene Ontology annotation, biological process: G protein-coupled receptor signaling pathway. NCBI's taxonomy places the organism in Eukaryota, Metazoa, Chordata, Mammalia, Dermoptera, Cynocephalidae.